GAGGCCCGGCCCCCUCCGCCGCUCGGCGUUGCCCGGCCGCCCCCCGCCGUGGCCUGGGUAGGCUGCGGGAAGAGGCCGUGGUGGUGCGGGGGGAGCCGGGAGAGGCCGGGGGCGCGAGAUUACGCCCGAAGUGCCCCUGGCGAAGAACGGACAUGCUUGACUGUUGUCUUCAGUCGCUUGUGUUGUGCUACGUUGUUUACCCAAAAAGGAGAGGCUGAGACCCUGUUAUUUUAAUCCUUGACUUCUUCUUGGGUUAUGAUAUAACUAAUAAUAAACCAAAAACUGCGGAAAGAACACUUGAGAACGGAGCAUGGUAGGAUCUUGAACAGAAGUCGCUGGUGUCAGGCAAAAGAGGAAGGGAAGGAAUGGCAUCCCGAGAGAGGCUGUAUGAGCUUUGGAUGCUUUACUGUAAUAAGAAAGAUCCAGAUUACCUGAAACUUUGGUUGGAUAGUUUUGUUUCUAGCUACGAACAGUUUCUGGAUGUGGACUUUGAGAAACUGCCAACUAGGGUGGAUGACAUCCCUCCAGGAAUAUCACUGCUUCCUGACAAUAUUCUUCAGGUCCUUAGACUCCAGCUGCUGCAGUGUGUCCAGAAAAUGUCAGAUGGACUAGAAGAGCAGCAGCAGGCCCUGUCACUUUUACUUGUGAAAUUCUUUAUCAUCCUUUGCAGAAAUUUGGCUAACGUGGAAGAGAUUGGAAUGUGUUCAUACAUUAACCAUGUUAUCACCAUGACUACAUUAUACAUUCAACAGUUAAAAAGCAAAACAAAAGAGAAAGAAAUGGCAGAUCAGACCCCAAUAGAAGAAUUCGUGAGACAUGCACUGGCUUUUUGUGAAAGUCUCUACGAUCCAUAUCGAAACUGGAGGCAGCGAGUUGCAGGACGUAUCCUAAGUACAGUUGAAAAGAGCAGACAGAAGUAUAAACCGGCUUCUCUCACGGUUGAGUUUGUCCCUUUCUUUUAUCAAUGCUUUCAAGAAAGUGAACAUCUCAAGGAAAGCCUGAAAUGUUGCCUGCUACAUCUCUUUGGAGCUAUUGUGGCUGGUGGUCAGAGGAAUGCUCUUCAAGCAGUAUCUCCCGCUACCAUGGAAGUCUUGAUGCGUGUUUUAGCAGACUGUGACAACUGGGAUGAUGGGAGUCCUGAGGAAGUGAGCAGAAAGGCAGAGCUUACUCUGAAGUGCCUGACAGAAGUUGUCCAUAUCCUUCUUACCAGCAGUUCUGACCAGCGGCAAGUGGAGACCAGUACAAUAUUGGAGAACUAUUUCAAGCUGCUUAAUUCAGACCAUUCAGCUUUACCUAAUUCAAGGCGAUGUAGGCAGUGGGAGAGCAGGUUCAUAGCUCUACAGAUCCAAAUGCUGAAUACCAUCACAGCCAUGUUAGACUGCACAGAUAGGCCUGUUCUGCAGGCAAUUUUCCUUAACAGUAACUGCUUUGAGCAUCUCAUUCGACUGUUGCAGAACUGCAAGCUGUUUUUAAAUGCUAACAAUAAAGUGGCAGACAAGAGUGAAAAAGACCUUGCCAACAAAUUACUGACAGAAAUGAAUGAGGACCAGGUGUUUCAGGGACACCUAGACUGCUUGGCGGUAUCAACCAUUCAAGCCCUCACAGCAGUAAUGCUCAAGUCUCCAGCUGCUAAGGAGGUCUUCAAGGAGAGAAUUGGUUAUGCACAUAUAUAUGAGGUACUAAAAUCGCUGGGUCAACCCUCACGGGAAUUACUAGAAGAACUCAUGAAUAUGGCUGUUGAAGGUGACCACAUGGCUGUUGGGAUAUUAGGCAUUAGUAAUGUCCAGCCAUUAUUGCUGCUUAUCCAGUGGCUUCCAGAGCUAGAGUCACAUGACCUGCAGAUUUUCAUCUCAAAUUGGUUGAGGCAGAUCUGCUGUAUUAACAGACAGAGUCGUGCCACGUGUGUCAAUGCAAACAUGGUCAUCCGUAUCAUUGAGACAUUAAAUUCCCAUUCUGCACUCCACUGUACUUGUGCAGAGAACCUGAUUGCCCUUCUGGGCUCUUUGGGGAGCCAGUCAAUGGGAUCAGAAGAAUUGCUUCAGCUAAUACGGCUCCUGAGGACUGAGGAAGCAAGGCGGGCUCACCCUUACGUUGUUCCAGUGAUGCGAGCCAUUCUGGCAAUGGCCCGGAAGCAAGGCAUGGCAAGUGCCUUGCAGUAUUUCAACUUGUAUCACAGUAUGGCAGGAAUUGCAGUUCCAUCAAUUCAGAAGUGGCCGGGCUCUGCGUUUUCUUUCAGUGCUUGGCUCUGCCUUGACCAGGACCAGGUGGACCCUAGCACAACUAGCAAAAACGGCAAGCGGAAGCAACUCUAUAGCUUUUUUACGGGAAGCGGUAUGGGUUUUGAAGCCUUUAUUACGUGCUCUGGGGUAUUGGUGGUUGCAGUUUGCACAAAGAGGGAAUAUACGACAGUGAUGCUUCCAGACCACUGUUUUUUUGACUCGCUCUGGCACAACAUAACUAUUGUACACAUGCCUGGAAAGAGGCCCUUUGGUCAGAGCCUUGUAUACAUCUAUGUCAAUGGACAGCAGAAGAUCUCUGCUCCACUUCGAUUCCCUGCCAUGAAUGAACCUUUUACUUCUUGCUGCAUUGGUUCAGCUGGCCAAAGAACAACAACUCCUCCUCCAUCUCAGAUACCAGACCCACCUUUUUCCUCCCCUAUCAUGCCCCAUCGUACGUCACUUGGGGGCAUUCUGUCUCCAGGAAGUUGGGGUGGAAUGCUUGCAAAACCGGAGCUCAUCACCAAGAUGAUCUCAGCAGGGACUCAGGAUAGUGAAUGGGGAUGUCCAACAUCUUUGGAGGGACACCUUGGAUCAGUUAUCAUCUUUCAUGAAGCACUGCAACCCCCUCAGGUGAAAGCAUUGUAUUUAGCAGGUCCAAACUGCUUAACUCCAUGGAAAUCUCAAGAGUCUGAAGUAGCAGACCUCCCCAGUAAGGUGUUGCUUCAUUACACACCAAAGGCCUGCAGAAAUCCAAUUUGUCUUGACCUGUCUGCUAAUCUCUUACAUGGAAGACUAACUGGAAACAAAGUAGUGAACUGGGACAUCAAGGAUAUGAUCAACUGCAUUGGUGGAAUAAAUGUGCUGUUUCCAUUGCUGGAGCAGAUCAGUUUCCUUGGUGGACAAGUGCCUGAGAAGUCUGAAGGGGAAACUCUACCACCUCCAGAAGUAGUGACUCCUGUAGAGGGCGACUGGGUGGUAUUGGCAUCCACAAAGGCAUCAGAAGCACGGCUGGAGAAGAAUGUUGUUGCAACUUUCAUCUUGGUGAUAAAACACUUUAUUCAGAGGCAUCAUGUUAAUCAAGAAAAUAUGAUUCACUCCCAUGGAGUUGCCACCCUAGGAGCCUUGUUACAGAAGGUGCCAAGCAACUUAAUGGAUGUGAACGUACUGAUGGCUGUACAGCUGUUGAUAGAGCAAGUCUCAGUAGAAAAGAACAUGCAGCUUUUGCAACAGAUGUAUCAAUACUUACUUUUUGACUUCAGCAUCUGGAACAGUGGGGACUUCCCCUUCAGAAUUGGGCAUAUACAAUAUCUUUCUACAAUCAUCAAAGACAGCAGAAGGCUCUUCAGAAAGAAGUAUGGAGUACAAUUUCUUCUAGACACACUCAGGGUUUAUUAUGGGAGUGGCUGUAAAGACAGUGAUUUGGCUCCUGAUGACCUGAGAACAAUAAGGACAUCCCUGUAUGGACUGAUCAAAUAUUUCCUAAGCAAAGGUGGAACACAUGAAGAAAUACAGAGCAUCAUAGGAUACAUAGCUGCCACCAGUGAAGAGGAACAGCUCUGUGGAAUUCUGGAUAUUCUCUUCAGCCUACUUCAUUCCAGCCCAACCCCAGACCAGCUUUUUUUACUGCUUUUUGAACCAGGAAAUGCUGAUAUUCUUUACGCUUUGUUACUGCAUCAAAGAUACUCUGACCGGCUUAGAGAACUUGUGUUCAAGAUUGUGGAAGAGAUGCUGAAAUGUACUAAAGUUUACGAACGCAGUAAGCACCGUAUGAGACUCAGAGAAGUGGGAUACUCUGGACUGGGACUCCUUCUGAAUGAAUCACCAGUUCCUGUUUCUCUCAUAAAAAACCUUCUUAACCAAGUUCUGUAUGCAGAUCCUGUUGUGAAUUGUAAAGAUCUCAUAGCUGUAGUGCAUCUGGCACAUAAAUCAGAUAUAAACGUGAGAGUGGUCAUCUGUAGAAAGGUUUUGCACCUUUUACAUUCCCAAUUGGAUGCAGCACAACAGAUUUCUCAGCAGCUAGGCUGGCAGGAUACUCUGGUUAGACUGUUCCUGAAAGAAAACUCUGAGGUCCGGAUUGGCUUUAGAGAGAACAGGGCUGAUUCCUCAAGGGAGGAGGAAAGAAAGCCUCCUGCUGAAGGUCUUCAGAGACAUCAUGCUGAUAAGAUGGAGGGAGAUAAAGCUGGUAGCUUUGCAUCUGUUAAUGGUUUGUUUGAUCAGUGGAGUUUAGAAGACAACAAAUCUUUGGAUGUCCCAGCUCAUUUCUCUGCUAUGCCUCUGGAAGAUGCAUCCACAGGAGAGAUGUCUUUUAGGUCAGAGGACCAAGAAGAAUUAUGGCACAGUAAUCCUUCACAUCUGAGUUUAGAUCUGUCCAGUGUUGACUCUUAUGAACUGGCUGACGGGAAUCAGAUGACAGAUAGCCUGUCCAGCACACCGUCGCCUAUAGAGAGCACAAAACCAUUUUCUGGACAGUCUGACAAAGAUCUGGGUGUCAUAAAUGAUGUGGGCUUCAGUGCUGAUCUAUCCUUAUUUGAAAACCAAGGAGGAGGUGAUAAUGAACUGAUACAGUUACUUACAGACAUCCUACUGUGUAUAAUGUGGAAAGGCAUUGAAAGAUCUGAUGAUGAUGCUUGGAUUGAGAGAGGACAGGUAUUUUCUGCACUGACCAAACUGGGAAUAUCUAAUGAGUUGUUGCGACCAUCUGAUGAAAUAAAACUCAACAUGCUGGAGAAGAUGUUAGAAUGGUCAGUCACUGAUAACAGAGAUUCAAAAGCUCUCCCUACACACGCUGAAAAUGCCUUCCGGCUCUUACUAAUUGUACAAGAUUUCCUGCAGGCAGAGGGACUAGUUAAUUCAAACUUGUGGACAGAAAAGCUCUUGGAGGAGUUAGUGACUCUCAUGGAUAGCCUGUCAGUCUGGUACUCUGCUGGCCCAGAAGCAACCUGGUUUUCACAGGUGCAAGUCCAGUUACUCCUUGGAUUCAUUGCACAAGACAACUUACAGGUCUGUGCUAUGGCAGCAGCCAAACUAAACACCCUUCUUCAGACUAAAGUAAUAGAGAGCCAACCUGAAGCAUGCUACCUCUUGGGGAAGCUGGAGGGCAUCUUGAGUAGAUCAAUAGAAGAGAAAACAGAAACGUAUUCAUUUUUGAUUCCCCUUGUUCGGACGCUGGUAUCCAAAAUUUAUGAACUUCUCUUCAUGAAUCUGCAUCUCCCUUCUUUGCCUCCUACCAAUGGCAGCCCCUCUUUCUUUGAGGACUUUCAAGAAUACUGCCGCUCUGAUGAGUGGCAAGUUUACAUUGAUAAAUAUAUUAUUCCAAAUAUGAAGCAGCAUGAAGAGAAUUCAUUCAGACAUGGUCAUGAGCAGAUGGCACUUUAUUGGAAAGAUUGUUAUGAAGCAUUUAUGGUGAACAUGCAUAAACGAGAUCGGGAGAGAGGAGAAAGCAAGCUUAAAUUUCAGGAGCAUUUUGUGGAACCAUUCAGCAGAAAGGCUCGACAGGAAAAUCUGCGGUACAACAGUAUGCUAAAGCAACUUAAUAGUCAGCACACAGCUACUCUGAGACAGUGGAGAGCAGCCCAGCUUUACUUGCUCUCUGAACGUGGCCCUUGGUCAGAAAUGAAACAGCAUCCUAUCCACUGGAAACUUUCAAAUGUGGAAAAUUUUUCACGUAUGAGACUAAAACUAGUGCAGAAUUACAACUUCAACUCUCAUCAGGAUGCUAGUGACCUGAGAGAUAAUUUAGGUGUGCACCAGAUACAGCCCUCUAGUGAGUCUCUACUUCUGGAAGUGGUAAAGCAGGUGAAAGUGAGUGACUUGGAAGAUGACGUACUUGAACUACCAGAGGAAGACACAACAGCCAGUUCCAGUAUGGAUGAGAAGGAUGAGCAGAGUCAGAAAGAAAAGCUAAUAUUGUCUGAAGACUGUGAACUCAUUACGGUAAUUGAUGUGAUACCUGGCAGACUGGAGAUCACUACCCAGCACAUCUAUUUCUUUGAUGGUAGCCUUGAAAAAGAGGAAGGGGUUGGUUUUGAUUUCAAAUGUCACCUUUCUCAAAUUCGAGAGAUACAUUUGCGUCGGUACAACCUGAGGAGGUCGGCUUUGGAGAUCUUCCUUAUGGAUCAAACCAACUACUUCCUCAACUUCAAUAAGGAGGUAAGAAACAAAGUAUACAGUCGAAUAUUGUCGCUGCGCUCUCCAAAUAUUUCUGGAACCAGAUCUCCACAGGAACUCUUUAAAGCUUCAGGUUUGACGCAGAAAUGGGUGAAUAGAGAAAUAUCCAAUUUUGACUACCUUAUUCAGCUGAACACAAUGGCAGGACGAACUUACAACGACCUUGCUCAAUAUCCUGUGUUCCCCUGGAUUUUACGAGAUUAUACUUCAGAAGAACUGGACCUGAAUAACCCAGCAGUCUUUAGAGAUCUGUCCAAGCCCAUAGGGGUGGUAAAUGAGAAGAAUGCUAAGGCUGUAAAAGAGAAAUAUGAGAAUUUUGAGGAUCCCCUUGGGAUGAUUGACAAAUUUCACUAUGGAACACACUACUCAAAUGCUGCUGGUGUCAUGCAUUACCUCAUUCGGGUAGAACCUUUCACAACACUUCAUAUCCAACUUCAAAGUGGCAGGUUUGACUGUGCUGAUCGACAGUUCCACUCUAUUCCUGCUACCUGGCAGGCACUCAUGGAUAACCCCAAUGAUGUGAAGGAACUUAUACCAGAGUUCUUCUACUUCCCAGAAUUCCUGGAGAAUCAAAAUGGCUUUAACUUGGGUCAGCUUCAAAUAUCCAAAGAAGUGGUAAAUGAUGUUGUUCUCCCCAAAUGGGCCCACUCUCCAGAAGACUUCAUUUGUAAACAUAGGAAGGCUCUGGAAUCUGAGUAUGUUUCUGCUCAUCUUCAUGAAUGGAUAGAUUUGAUUUUUGGCUACAAGCAGAGGGGACCAGCUGCAGUGGAAGCGCUCAAUGUGUUCUAUUAUUGUACUUAUGAAGGGGCUGUGGAUUUGGAUGCUUUAACAGAUGAAAAAGAAAGGAAAGCUUUAGAAGGGAUGAUAAACAAUUUUGGGCAAACUCCCUGUCAGCUGUUAAAGGAGCCCCAUCCUCAAAGGCUGUCGGCAGAAGAGGUAGUGCAAAGACUAACUAAAAGUGAUACCUCUACUCUGAAUCUCUUCCAGCACCUCACUGAACUGAAGUCAUUCUUCGUAGAGGGAAUCAGUGAUGGUGUCCCCAUUGUCAAAGCUGUUGUCCCCAGGAAUCAGUCACGUUCCUUUAUGUCUCAGGGAAGCCCAGAGAUCUUGGUAACAGCAAGUCUGAAUUGCGUUAUUGGAACCCAUGGUUGGCUACCUUAUGAUAAAAACAUCUCCAACUAUUUUACAUUCAUCAGAGAUACCACGGUGACAAAUCCCAAAACGCAGCGCAGCAUGAGUGGUCCUUUUGCACCUGGGCUGGAGAUCACCUCUAAGUUGUUUGCAGUAUCUCAUGAUGCAAAACUCCUCUUUAGUGGAGGACACUGGGACAAUAGCAUCAGAGUGACAUCUCUUACGAAAGGAAAGCUGAUUGGACAGCACAUCAGGCACAUGGAUAUUGUGACCUGCUUGGCAAUAGAUUACUGUGGAAUCCAUUUAAUUUCAGGCUCCAGAGAUACUACCUGUAUCAUAUGGCAAAUAGUUCAGCAGGGAGGAGUGCCUGUCGGCCUGGCACCUAAGCCAUUACAGAUCCUUUAUGGGCAUACUGAUGAAGUUACGAGUGUUGGCAUCAGCACUGAACUGGACAUGGCAGUGUCAGGAUCCAAGGAUGGGACAGUUAUUAUGCGCACUAUUCGGAAAGGUCAGUACAUGAGAACUUUGCGACCACCUUGUGAGAGUUCCCUCCUGCUGACUGUUCCCAAUCUGGCUGUGUCCUGGGAAGGCCAUAUAGUUGUCCACACUAGCAUAGAAGGAAAGACCACUCUUAAGGAUAAGAAUGCGUUACAUCUCUAUUCUGUCAAUGGAAAGCAUCUGAGUUCUGAGACUCUGAAGGAGGAAGUGUCAGAUAUGUGUGUGACUGGCGAGUAUAUUGUGAUGGGCAGCUUACAAGGAUUUCUUUCCAUACGGGAUCUGUACAGCCUGAAUCUGAGCAUCUCCCCGUUAGCCAUGCGACUGCCAAUUCAUUGCAUUUCUGUCACUAAAGAGUAUAGCCACAUCCUUGUUGGCUUGGAGGAUGGCAAGUUGAUUAUCGUUGGUGUUGGCAAGCCAGCAGAGAUGCGCUCAGGUCAGCUUUCCCGAAAGCUGUGGGGAUCAAGCAAACGGCUCAGCCAGAUUUCGUCAGGAGAGACUGAAUAUAACACUCAAGAUUCCAAGUGAUUGCUGCUUCUACCUUCUCUCAUGGAUGCCAGAAACAUAUUUAAUCUUUUGGUCACUUUAAAUGUAUAUCUCAGCUUUCAGGGGCUCUACUGUUAACAGUCUGUUGAAGACGAACCUAUGGUAGAGGUUUAGUAAUAAGCAUAUGUACCCAUGCAAGUUAGCUUGCUUGCACAUUUUUCCUUAACUGUGUUGAUUUGGUCACAAAAAAAUCCUUCUCUAAACAGCUGCUAAAACAGUGUUUCAGGAAAACAAAAAACCUAAACACACAAACCAAAAACACCAGACCUCCAAACCCAAGCUUGCUAAUUGAAUUUAAGUACCAUUUGAUUUAAAGAUGAAUAGGGCCAGAUGCUCCUUGAUUUCAAGAAAGAUAUUUGGCAUUGCUUUCACAGCACUGUAAUUCCCCAACAGUCUGUCUAAAAUUGUCUGUUGCAGUGGUCUGAUUCAAAACUGGGAUAGCUGACAAUUAUGACCUUUUCAGUAUGUUUUUUAGACCAAUGAACAACUUAUUGUGAUUUGUUCCUGUAAAUACCUAUUGCUAUCUUCCUUUAUGUAGUUCCAGUUUUAGGCUGUUCUGCAAGGAACAUCUGUGUUGCACUACUUGAUUAUCAGAAAUUCUUUAAAGUACAGACAUGAAUAACUUCAAAGAAGUUGAAGGUGGUGAAGGAGCAGAAGGAGGUAGGAAAUACUUGCUGCUGAAAAUUAUUUAUAUUAAGUAGACUAAGAUGCACACUAAGAAAUCCCGUAAUAUAGUUACUAUCUUGAAGAAAUAAGAGGAAAAAUCACGUAUCCCUGUUGGUCAAAGAUCUAUCCUCUUCAUUAGUAAGGCAACAAAUUUUCACUGCAAAAUCAUUUAAACAACACUGCAGGACAACUUAGUGGAAAAGCACCUGUUUGUUUCUUGGCUUGGUAUUCACCAAACCAGUUGUUGUCCAUAUUUUUAUUUCUGUAAAACAAGCAGGAAAACAGAUGAUGUAUCCAUUUUCAAGAUGUGUUUAAUAACUGGGAGAAGAAAAUACCAGAUCAUUACAUGCUCUAUACACAACAAAAUAGUUAUGGAUUUGUUGCUAUAUUUUGGAAAAGCCAUUACUGAAUGUUUUUUUUGUUAAGUAAUAAUUGAUGUUAGAAGGGAUUGUGUUUUCCUGUCAUGCUGGCGUUUUUAUAAUGUUAGUGAUUUAAGUUAUAAACCCAAUACUGCUGGAAAAGCCUGGUGCUGAGUGAAAAAUAUGAUUUUUUUGACUGGUGUGCAAAGGUAUGUGUGUAUAUGUGUCUAUGUAUAUAUAUGUAUAUACAUGUAUGUAUGUCUAUUAAAAAGAGAAGAUAUUCCCCUUGCAUCUUUCGGGGUAAGGGCAGUAUAAAUAUAAGGCAGAGCUCUAAUUGAUUGCUAGCUAGUAUAUUCCCUUUUGGCUACCCAUCUCUUCCCUCUGCCAUCACUUUUUUGUGUUAUUUUUAUUUAUUUAUGGACGUGAACGUGUUGUACCUCCUAUAAAGGUUAUCAGAUAUUCCCUGUGACUGGGGACCCGUUGAACUACCUGAGAACUCCAUUAUGUAUAAUCUCAUUUCAUUAACUUUUGGCAUAAUAUUUGUUAUCUUUAUAGAAAUAAAGUUAAUUCUUGCCCCCUGGAAAAAAGAUAAUCUUUAAAAGUCCAAUUAGUUUCACGAAAACUGUUUCCUCUUCCUCCUCUUAAUGACUGAUUGUGUGCUCUGUAAAGAAAGUUGUGUUGUUAUUUCUUUUGUAAAUGAAAUAGUAAAUCAGCCUUGUGAACAAGUGGGUCUAUCCAUAGUUGCAAUAUUCAAACUAAUCACUGUGACAGACUGGAUUGUCUGAUUGUCAGGAGAAAAUCAGAAUAAUUUCCCUGAGUUGCUUGCCAAGAGAGCAUUAAUAUUUCCAAAAGCAAAGUGACAUACUGUUUUUAAUCACUUGUAUAUCGAAUGAGAAUACUAAGGAUAUUCUGGAAGUAUUAAAUGUGUAUAUGAGAAUGUGAA
This is a messenger RNA of Cygnus atratus (black swan), 10526 nucleotides long. RefSeq names its product neurobeachin like 1 (gene NBEAL1). The coding region runs from base 366 to 8540 and encodes 2724 amino acids. The transcript has 56 exons. Gene Ontology annotation, biological process: intracellular protein localization. Gene Ontology annotation, molecular function: protein kinase binding. The record is from RefSeq and is a predicted model, not a curated record. Gene Ontology annotation, cellular component: membrane; cytosol. NCBI's taxonomy places the organism in Eukaryota, Metazoa, Chordata, Aves, Anseriformes, Anatidae.